This is a messenger RNA of Cryptomeria japonica (Japanese cedar), 525 nucleotides long. RefSeq lists its product as uncharacterized. NCBI's taxonomy places the organism in Eukaryota, Viridiplantae, Streptophyta, Pinopsida, Cupressales, Cupressaceae. The transcript has 2 exons. The coding region runs from base 1 to 525 and encodes 174 amino acids. Gene Ontology annotation, molecular function: nucleic acid binding; RNA-DNA hybrid ribonuclease activity. The record is from RefSeq and is a predicted model, not a curated record.
AUGAUAUCCCAUCUGGGGGCCCUCAUUGCUGCUUAUGUGGGCAACCUGAAUGGUCAUUCCUCUAAUCAGGCUGAAGUGAUGGACUUAGCCUAUGGAAUCCACAUUGCCCUCUCCAUGGGAAUCAGAAUUAUGGACAUUGAGGGGGACUCCAUACUCAUCAUUAAUGUUGUCAAAGGGAAGAAUAAGCUUAAUUGGACAAUUGAGGGAACCAUCAGGGACACCAUGAGGCUCAUCUCUAGGCUUGACUCAUUCAGAGUUAUGCAUAUCUACAGGGAAAGCAACCGCGUGGUGAAUUCCAUGGCAACCAUUGACCUAAACCUCUCAGGGCUGAGAUGCUGGAGGAGUCACAAAUCAGUCCCAGACCAUAUCCCUUUGGAUGAGGUGGUGACUUGUUCGACCAGGAUGGAGAUGACACAGACGUUGUUGCUAGCAUUUCACUUGGGAUUGCAAAGCCAUGAUGAAGUACAAAUGGGUUGGAAACGUGUUGGUUGCCACCAGUAUCUGCUGGCUCUUAAUGCCUCAUAA